Messenger RNA from Saccharomycodes ludwigii, 2136 nucleotides. RefSeq lists its product as uncharacterized. Gene Ontology annotation, molecular function: AMP deaminase activity. Gene Ontology annotation, cellular component: cytosol. NCBI's taxonomy places the organism in Eukaryota, Fungi, Ascomycota, Saccharomycetes, Saccharomycodales, Saccharomycodaceae. Bases 1 to 2136 code for a protein of 711 amino acids. Gene Ontology annotation, biological process: IMP salvage. The record is from RefSeq and is a predicted model, not a curated record. The transcript has a single exon.
AUGACUUCGAUCAAUCAAGCUAUUCCCUUAAAGGAGAAACCAUCAAUGUUAUACUCACUCGAAGAGAAUGACGAAACCAAUAUAUUUACGGGUCCUUCAAAUUUCACAAAAACUUCCUCAAAACUUGUGUCUUCAUUCACUUCCAAAUUAACCCUUGAUGAUGUAGAUAUGAUUGGGUUGUGGACAAAAUAUGAUACCCAAAUGUUUAACGGUUCUCCCCUUUUUAUGCCCGAAGAAGAAGAAAGAAUCAAUGUUAACGGUAACUAUUUCAAGGAUAAUGAUUAUGAUUCUGAAGGGCAUAUAGAUGAUCAAAGAUUUCAUGAAGGUUCUGUCAGCAAUUUUUUUCGAAAGGGAAACACAGCUAAAUUGGAAAAAGAUCUACAUGCCCUAAUUCAAUAUGUCUCUGACCUAAGGGAAAAAUAUACAGGAUUCACUUGGGACAAUUUGAAGCAUAUUGUCUCACCCAACGAAUUUCAAAAUGAUAAUGCUAUUAUCCCAUUUCUACCUGAAAUACCAAGUAUGGAAGAGUUUGAAAAUGAUUGUAAAAAAUUUAGUGAUAAAAUAGAUGAGUUUUCCUCUGGGAUAAAGGCACAAUACAUUGAAAAAAAAGUUUACUAUUUAAUUGAUAAGUUUGCCUUAUUCCAAAACUUAAGGUGCAAAGAAGAAAAUUUGCAAUCGAAGCUUGUACCACAUAGAGAUUUUUAUAAUGUUUUUAAAACGGAUGUAAACUUGCUAUUUAAUGGGUGCUUUUCUCAACAACAACUCAAUAACUUCAUAUGGUUAAAAAUUCAGCAAGAACCAGACAGAGUAGUGUUGGAAAAUGGACAAAAAUUGAUCGAAAUUAUUAAUGAGGGCAAAAGAACAGCUGAUUUGGGCCUAAAGAUAGUCGAUGACGAAUUUCUGGAAUGGUAUCAAUAUGAUUAUCUGCCCAACCAUAUUAAUAUUAACGAUAAUGAUAGAAUUAAAUUUUAUCAAAACAUCGUUCAUGUAUUUUUAGAUCAUGACAAUUUUAUCGGCGGUGAAUAUUUGGCUGGAUUGUUGGAUUCACAAGUUUUCAGUAAUAGAUCAGAACAUCAGGUUUUUUGGUUAAGCAUUGAUUUUGUACCCAAAAAUAGUGACUGGUGGGAUACUUUAAAUGAGUGGGUAAACAAGUAUGAUGAACUUUCUAGGGAUAAAGUGGAUUGGAAUUUAAGAAUAUAUCGUAACUAUCCUUUGCUUUUCGCUAAAGGCAUGGUAAAAAAUUUUAAAGAAUAUUUAGAUUUAUUGUUUGAGCCACUAUUAAAAACCCCUUCAAAAUAUAAGAAUCUACUAAGCAAGUUUAAAUGUUUUGAUAUAAUUUGCCUGCAUCGAGACAAAUAUUUGAGACAAAAUUUUGAACUUUUGUCAACAACUUCUCCUGAAAGUUGGGAUUUUGGCGAUAAUCCGUCGAUUGCGUACUACAUGUACCAUAUAUAUGUGAAAGUAAAUCAAAUAAAUAAAAUAUUACACCCGUUGGCAAAUAUAAAGUUAAGGAACAACUGUGCUCCACACAAUACCGAAAGAAUAUCGCAAUUCGGUAAAAUAGGCAAUACUAUAUACCGUGAGUCAAUUAUGUGCAAUUUACUCUUGGGUACAAGCCAACAAUUAUUAUCGGCAGAGAGGUUGUGGUCUAGCCCCCUUUUCACGUAUUUAUAUUAUAUUUUCCAGAUCGGAUGUGUUUUUUCACCAUUGAGUACUGUUUCCAGGUUUUAUGGUGGUGCCACUUAUAUGCUUGGUAAAAAAGAUGGCAUUUCUAAUCAUCACGUUAACGUGCUGACUAAUGAUAUUUCAUAUGAAAAGGCAAGUGAUUACAAGUACAAGGGAAACCCCUUUAUGUUAAUGCACGAGAUGGGAAUUGUAGUUUCAUUAAGCAGUCAUUCUGUUUUUUUAAAUUGUUCAUAUACACAUGACCCAUUAUUGGAAGAAUACGGGGUUGCUGCAAGCAUUUAUUUGUUAUCUAGUUGUGACAUUUGUGAAUUGGCCUUGAAUAGUGUAAGAUCAUCGUCAAAUGAGAGAAAUAUGUGGGUUGAUGAAAGUUCUGUGCAUAAUGUUCCUCAAAUAAGAAGAUCUUAUCGGAUUUAUACAUGGAAAAAAGAAGUUGAACCAAUUUUAUAUUAG